AUGACUGCUUCUGCUGUUGCUGCUUGCAUGGCUCCCUUACUUUUACGGCCGCCUCUCUUAGUCGGAGAAUGUGAACUGGAGGAUGAAUUUGAUGGUAGUGGUGAUAGUUCAGCUCAGCUUCUUGCCGUCGCUAAUGCCGCAAAUAACACUCAAGACAUUAAAAGUUUGAGUGUCUUUCAUACCAUGUUGCUAAGACAUGCUGCAAUGGUUAUUUGUCCUUGUGAUUCAAAAAGCACCGAGGCAUCGACAAGCUUAUCGGUAGAUGAACUUGGCAUUGUUGAUUCUGGUUCAUUGCCUUCUACCUCAAGGGCAGCAGAGGUGACAGAUUAUACAAGACAUCCAUCUGUAGCAUCUUCAACAUUAGUAGAGUUAACGACCCGUCUCGAUUUUUUCAAGAAAAGGCGUUCGCAGUUGAUGGAACAACUCCAUAACCUUGAUUUGAACUAUGGUUCUACAAAUUCCCAAGAUUUUGUCUAUAAACCAUCAUCACCAUCAUGGAGUUGACCUAGCCAAACAAAUAGCUUCAUAAAAUUCUUGGGGAAUAAUUUUGGCUGACAUGUUGUAUAUCC
Cicer arietinum (chickpea) is the source of this 569-nucleotide messenger RNA. The record is from RefSeq and is a predicted model, not a curated record. Lineage: Eukaryota; Viridiplantae; Streptophyta; Magnoliopsida; Fabales; Fabaceae.